CACGAAAAAAUAACGGUGCUUGCGAUAAUCAAGAGGUACUUUUCAUUGCGGUGAAGCUCGGAAUGGCAGCUCAUCUACCUCCUUGCGUGAUUGACUGCGGGACAGGAUACACUAAAAUUGGAUAUGCUGGAAACACUGAGCCACAGUUUAUCAUGCCAUCCUGCAUUGCCAUCAGAGAAACAGCCAGUGUGGGAGACCAGGCUCAAAGGCGUCUAAUGCGUGGGGUGGAUGACCUGGAUUUCUUCAUAGGAGAUGAAGCCAUUGAUAAACCUAACUAUGCAACCAAGUGGCCAAUCAGACAUGGGAUAAUUGAAGAUUGGGAUUUGAUGGAGAAGUUCAUGGAGCAAGUUAUAUUUAAAUAUCUACGGGCUGAACCAGAGGAUCAUAGCUUCCUCAUGACAGAGCCUCCGUUGAACACUCCAGAGAACAGGGAAUAUUUGGCUGAGAUCAUGUUUGAGACCUUCAAUGUCCCAGGGCUGUAUAUUGCUGUUCAGGCUGUUUUAGCCCUGGCAGCAUCGUGGACCUCUAGACAAGUGGGCGAGCGCACGUUAACAGGAAUUGUCAUUGACAGUGGAGAUGGAGUUACUCAUGCUAUACCAGUGGCAGAGGGUUAUGUUAUUGGAAGCUGCAUAAAGCACAUCCCUAUUGCGGGCAGAGACAUCACCUACUUUAUUCAGCAACUCCUCAGAGAGAGAGAAGUAGGGAUUCCACCUGAACAGUCACUAGAGACAGCCAAAGCAGUCAAGGAACGAUACUGCUACAUCUGCCCAGACAUUGUAAAGGAGUUUACUAAAUAUGACACUGACCCUGGCAAGUGGAUCAAAAAGUAUAAGGGCAUCAAUGCUAUCAACAAAAGUGAAUUUCACAUUGACGUAGGAUAUGAACGUUUUCUUGGACCAGAGAUAUUCUUUCACCCAGAGUUUGCCAACCCAGAUUUCAUGCAGCCCAUUUCAGACGUAGUGGAUGAAGUGAUUCAGAACUGUCCAAUAGAUGUCAGAAGACCUCUUUACAAGAAUAUAGUCCUGUCUGGAGGAUCCACUAUGUUCCGGGACUUUGGCCGGCGACUGCAGAGAGACCUCAAACGUGUGGUGGAUGCUAGACUCAAGCUAAGUGAGGAGCUGAGUGGGGGCAGAAUAAAGCCCAAGCCCAUGGAAGUCCAGGUGAUAACUCAUCAUAUGCAGCGUUAUGCAGUUUGGUUUGGAGGAUCCAUGUUGGCAUCAACGCCUGAAUUCUUUCAAGUGUGCCACACUAAGAAGGACUAUGAGGAGUAUGGUCCCAGUAUCUGUCGCCACAACCCAGUCUUUGGCAUCAUGUCGUAGGACUGGCUGUUCAGCCUGCUGUUUUAGACUCAGGUCUAGAAAUUCAGGCUUUGACAAGCUUCACAUAGGACAAAGUUCCUUUUUUUUUUGUUUGUUUUGUUUGUUUAUCACUGAAAAUGACAAGGUACUAAAGUGGAUACGAUAUAGAUCUUGCGCUACGGUAGCACACACUGAAUGUUCAAUAUUCCCAACGCAGCAUCAAAGAUGACAGAAAACAAAUUCAUGUGAACCGGAUGCUCUUCUGGUGAGGUCAUGAACUGUUUUCCUCAGCUUUGUUUCUCUGUAAUGCUCAUAGUUUAGUUAUUUUCAGAGAUGUUUUUUGCACGAGAUAUCUUUUAGAGGGUGCCCAGAGCUUGGUUUGUUGUAGCCCCACUUGAAUGAACAAAAAGGAAUGUCAUGAAAUUGUAUAUG
This is a messenger RNA of Chanos chanos (milkfish), 1730 nucleotides long. It is a transcript of the gene actr3b, whose product is annotated as actin related protein 3B. The transcript has 13 exons. Lineage: Eukaryota; Metazoa; Chordata; Actinopteri; Gonorynchiformes; Chanidae. The coding region runs from base 63 to 1319 and encodes 418 amino acids. The record is from RefSeq and is a predicted model, not a curated record.